AUGCUAUUCUUGCGAUGGCUUCUCCCAUUUCGCACGCAACAGGCCGCGGAGGAAGGCCCCGUUCUGCAGCUCACGAGCCAAAACGAUGCCGAGGCGGCCAAGGAGGGCUUCUUGCUGUGGAGCAUCAUACCUGCAGCCCCUUACGCGAGGAUACGGGAAUUAAGCGAAGAAACCUUUUCAGACCCAGGCGGCCUUUCUCGAUCUUUCCAAAGCCUCCGCCGGCUCGCCAACAUCAAGGUUAUCUGGGAGUGCGAUACUCCCAAUAGCCAGGACCGUGAUUGGGUGGGCUUGCGGGAAAACUGCGAAAUUUAG
Molecule: messenger RNA, 312 nt
Organism: Aspergillus chevalieri
Lineage: Eukaryota; Fungi; Ascomycota; Eurotiomycetes; Eurotiales; Aspergillaceae
Exons: 2
Coding region: 1-312 (103 amino acids)
Source: RefSeq, a predicted model, not a curated record